UCCGGCAUUGCCAAUCCUCCUGGCUACUUAGUUGUUGGUGUGCGAACAAUCAAAGCUGAGUGCAAGAGUUGGUUCUCCAAAGACCUGCAACAACUACGACAUAAUCUACAAACAAAUCAACACGCGCUCGCACGCACACACGCAGCUAGUUCACCAACACAAAGAAUUGGCGGUAAGGACGUUAAUUAAUCACAAGUUUGCGGUAGUCAAUUGUCAGCAAUAAGCGAGCAAUACCACUGCCAUACACACACACACACACACACACAAAAAUAUACACUUACACUCCCACUAGCCGAGAAGAGAGGCUUAGCUGAGUAUCAAAAAUUGGCUAACUCCAGCUGACAGGAACACAACACACAAAGCGUGUGUCAUUGAUGACGUGAGCUUAUCAGCAGCGCUUGCCACGUCAACAUAGCCGGCAAGCGAGCGCCUGCUGCUGACAUCAUUGUAAGCGCAGCAGGUAAUUAACGAACAACCACCGGCCAGGAGAGAGUUCAAAGCUGAAAGUCCCAUCUGCUGCGGCGCACAUCCGCAAACGCAUUGCGUGCACCGCCCGCAACCACUAUAUAUGUACACAACACACGACAUGCUAAGCCACAUAAAUAACAGUAUAGCGAGUUGUUGUCAUAGCAACUACAAAAUGCACAGCCAGCGUGAUCAAGAAACGUGCGAAAGCACAAGCACAAAGCAAAGCAAUCACACGCCACCGACGGCGCCGCAAAGACCACGCUACCCGCGCUACCACCGCAGCGCGAGCCUCUCCGCAUUUAUGCUGCUUAUCACACAAUCGCUACUCCUGCUGCUGCUUAUCGAUAGCAUUGCGCCUACAGCUGGUAACCCCGAUUGGAUGCAACGCUGCAGCAUGUGCCAUUGCAAUUGGAAUUCGGGUAAGAAAACAGCUGAUUGCAAAGCGCGCUCCCUCACCGCCAUACCCGACGACCUGAGCAACGAGAUGCAAGUGGUCGAUUUCUCGAAUAAUAUAAUACCCGAGUUGCGGCGUGAUGAGUUCGCGGAUGCGAAUUUGCAGAAUUUACAUAAAAUCUUCCUGCGCAAUUGCACCAUACAAGAAUUGAAUCGCGAUGCACUCAAAGGUCUCACCAUACUCAUCGAGCUGGACAUGUCGCACAAUUUCAUACGCGAGCUGCAUGUUGGCACUUUCGGCGGGCUGGAAAAGCUGCGCAAUCUCGUCAUGAAUCAUAAUGAGAUCGAGGUGCUGGAGAGUUAUCUCUUUGUAGAUUUGCCAUUUUUGUCGCGCGUCGAAUUUAAGAACAAUCGCCUCAAGACGGUGGAAGUUCAUGCGUUCGGUCAACAGCCUAUGCUUUCGGCAAUCUACCUGGAGGCGAAUGCGUUAUCUGUGCUGCGCAAGGAGACCUUUGCGCGCAUACCCAAACUGAUGCAUUUAUCGUUGGCGCAAAACCCCUGGAAUUGCACGUGCGAACUGCAAGCCUUUCGCGACUUCGCGCUCGCCAAUCGCCUCUACACACCGCCUACAGAUUGCGCACAACCACCGGCGUUACGCGGCAAGCUUUGGACUGACAUACCGUCGGAGAAUUUUGCUUGCUAUCCGCGCAUACUUGGUUCGGUACGUUCAUUCGUCGAAGUGCAAUCGGAUAAUAUAACGUUGCCAUGUCGUGUCGAAGGCUCACCGCGGCCCAAUGUCACUUGGAUUUACAAUCGGCGCGUCGUUAAUCCAAAUGACCAACGUUUCCGCAUACUGAAUUCCAUCGAGCAGCAGCCACUCAUCAGCUCUGACCCGACGGAGUCGAUCACUUCCGAGUUGCGCAUCUUCAACGUACGCGCGAGCGAUAAAGGUAUGUACACCUGUAUUGCGGAGAAUCGAGGCGGCAAAGCGGAGGCUGAAUUCCAGCUGAUUGUCGAUGGCGACUUCUUUGGUGCACUCGAGGGCAUGGGCGGUGGCAUCGGCGCUUCCACAACAGAUACACAAUCGAAUUUUCUACUUGUCAUCUGUCUGAUCGUCAUCACAGUGUUACUGCUGCUCAUGUGUGUGUUGCUCAUUGCCUGCUGGUAUUGUCGACGUGUACGUUCCUAUCAGAAAGAUACGACAAUGAUGAGUGAAAAUGGGCUGAUAUCAACGAAAAUGGAUAAAACCAAUAGUUCAAUGCUUGAGGGAUCGGUGAUUAUGGAAAUGCAGAAAAGUCUACUAACCGAAGUGAAUCCGGUUGAAAAGCCACCACGACGCACCGAACUGGAAAAUGUAGAUGGGAGCGAUGAGGGACAUGAAAUCAAAAAGACGCUACUGGAUGAAUCACAAUUUGGCAAUCACCCACGCGACGAUGAAACCCACUCGGUCGCUCUAUCGGAUACCACAGUGCCUCGUGUGCGCCAUACCUACAUCGAUGACACCUACGGCACCAGCUUGCCACCCGAUCUACUCGCCUUCCCCGCUCGCGUGCCGCCAACUUCACCUUCCAUGCAGUCAUCGCACAGCAACAUACCCGAACAAAUUAUCUACGGCAUACGUUCGCCACCGCUUACCAGCCCCGUUUAUGCGCAUAUGACGCCGCAUGGCAUCUACGGCACCACGACCAUCGCCGCCGCCACACCGAACGGUUUCAUGACACUGCAGCAUCCGAAGUCGCGCAAUUUGGCAUUGAUCGCCGCGGCUAACAGUCGUCAGCAGCAACAGCAACAACAGCAGCAGCAACAUGUACACCUAGCCCACCUAGCGCCGCAACAUGGCGCACAACAACAGCAAUCACCCUUCCUGCCAGCACCUGUUAUGUACUCACCAACCACAGCGGUGGUGAUGAAGCAAGGCUACAUGACGAUACCACGCAAACCACGCGUACCCAGCUGGGCGCCAUCUACUUCCACCACAAAUCAGACACAGCUAAGCGAAUUCCAGUCGCCCACAUCGCCAAAUCCGAGCGAAACGGGCACCGCGACGACAGCUGAACUGCAAUCGGAGCCAGUCUACGACAAUCUUGGACUGCGCACAACUGCCGCUGGUAAUUCGACGCUGAACUUGCACAAAGUACAUCCGGAAGUAAGUAGCUGUGCCUCCACAUCCUCACGCUACACAAUGCGCGAUCGCCCACUGCCGGCCACGCCGAGUCUAACGUCGGUGGCGUCGAGCACAGCAGCCAUGCAGCAGCAGCAACAACAGGCACAACAAGUGCAACAACAGCAGCUACAGCAACAGUCGCAACAACAACAAGCUGUACCCAGCACUUCAGCAGCAGCGGCGGCGGCGGCGGCAGCAGCAGCAGCAGCAGCAUCAGCAACGGCUUCAAAAAUUUACGAACCCAUACAUGAACUGGUGAAUAAUAAUCAUCACCUGACGACGACCUCCGACACAGAGCCGCUUUAUGGCACUGCGCGACAUCACAACGGUCUCACCAUUGUGCCGAGUGUCAACAAUGUUAAUAGUGGUGGCAGCAGCGUUGGUGCCUCGAAUACAACUGCAGGCGCGAAUGCGUCUACGGGCGAGCCUACGAAAGUGGCGAAAAUACCGCCACGUCCACCACCGAAGCCCAAGAAGAAGAUGUCCGUGACGGCGACACGCGGCGGCCAAGGCAGUACCAGCCAGCUGUUCGAUGAUGAGGGUGAGGAUGGCACAGAGGUUUAGUUGCAAGUACACAAAGGCGGCGGUGGCGGCGGCGACGACUGCGACUGCGAUGGCACGAACGCCAGCUAAAACUCCUUCAAACUAAAAAUGGCUGAAUGGUAACUAAAAUUUAAGGCAUUUCGUGGGCAAAAGUUAUGUGCAUCCAGUAGUGCGAAAAGCAGAAAAGCAAAAUAAUAGAAAAAUGUGCGAAAGUGUAUAUGUAUAGUGUGGCAUGUAUGUAUGCAGGUGGUAUUACUGUGUACUCGUACUACAUAUAUAUGUACAUGCUUAUGAAGAUGAAUAGGUAUGCCAGCAGUAGUUAGUUGGGGGGGAUAAAUCAAAAUAACAAACAGCAAAAGGUGGCGAUUGCUUCUCCGUUCCUCUCUGAAAGGGCGCGUAUUUCUGAAAAAUAUAUGUAUGAAAUGGCAUUUUUGCGGUAAUCAAAAACUCUGCGGCGCUUUGGCUGCAAAUGAGGCGGCAUAUACAUGCAUACCUAUGGCGUUACCUUCAGCAAGUUGCAAGGUCUUAUGACAGGGUCUGAGUAAUUGAUAUUUUUUCCAGUCAUAAUCUUCAAUUGGCUGUGGGCUGGUGGCGUAUUUUAAGACUUUAUUUUAUGCAAAGUUUAUUUUUUUUAAUUGAUAAUUGUAACGGCAACGAUUAGGGGUCGACUUUUACGGAUUUAAAAACACAAUGCAGAAUGCAGCUAGAUGUUAGGGGUAUAUUUUUUGCAUCAAAAAGAAAAUUAUGUGAAAAAUUUCGCCUACGUUUUUUGUGGUGGUUAGGGCUCGAUAUAGGUCUACUCGUGAGGGGAUGUCCAUUUUUUACCAAAUUUCAUUAAACCAACUUAAGCUUUAACGACACCGCGUCGCAAUCAAGGUUUUUAUUUCAUUUUUCACAUUGUGGUCUUUUAAGUUCUAGCAGCGCUAAGUUAAUAUGAGUUUUAUGAUUUGAAAAAAAAUUUAUUCACAAAAACUUUCUAAAUUAUUUAAAGACUGUCCUUGAAAGGAAUUAAAAAAAGUUAAAGCGCUUUACAGUAGCGAUAAUAGUAAAAAAAAUCUCUAAUUUACAGAUAUCGUAUGGACUAGGGUGGUUUUUAACAUAUUAACCUCAUAAGCACCCCUUUUAUUUUAUUCUACUUACAAAAUAAUGACAUGCAAAAUAAAGUGUUAGGGGUAGCUACCAGGGUUUUUAAAAAUUUAAUAUUUUUAAUUACAAAAGUUCGACAAAAGUCACGACUUUGCCCAACUAUAACUCAUAUACAUUUUUUUCCUUAAUAAGUUUCAAUAAUAUGUCAAACUUAUGAGACUUCAAGUAGAAAUUAAAAAUUUUUCAAACCCUGGUAGCCACCCCUAAAAGUCGUUUUUAAAUUUUUAAAUUUACAUGGAUGUCUCAUUUUGUACGCAGAAAAUGAAAGGCCCGCAAAUUUGCCCGUAUAAUCAUCAAUUAAGACAUAAACAAAAGACAAAAAGUUAAGCACAGUAUCAAAAAAAAAACACUGAAAAAAUUUCGAAGAAAUUUUCUUGUGUCAAAAUUCCUUAAGACAGAAGGGAGUUCUUAAGAUAUUUGCUAUGGUUUUCUAAAGUUUUUUGUGUACAUAGAGCACAGUGGAAUCCGGGUUUGCAAUAUAAAUAUA
Molecule: messenger RNA, 5201 nt
Organism: Rhagoletis pomonella (apple maggot)
Lineage: Eukaryota; Metazoa; Arthropoda; Insecta; Diptera; Tephritidae
Exons: 2
Coding region: 569-3589 (1006 amino acids)
Molecular function (GO): protein binding
Source: RefSeq, a predicted model, not a curated record